GUUGGAGUGAAUUGCUCGUGAGAGAUUUCACAUCAAGUUUGAAACCAGGAGACUGACUGCUGUCAAGCCUUUUCCGUUCGACAUGCCUCGUCAAAAGUCCCAUCGCCGGUCUGAAGCUGGAAAGAAACGAAUGGCCGCCGCUCAGACUCUGCGUUUAGGGACAUCAAGGCCUUCCAACGACUUUGUUCCACGUCAUGGUACCGGCUGGCGCCAUACUGUGAGGCCGUGGCCAGCUAGUGAAGUGACCAACCACUGUCACAAGCUGGUCAUUCCAGAGGGACUGCCCGAUAAGAAAUUCGUUCUUCUGAUCGGAGAAUCCCAUCUGAGAUCGUUUGCGGACAACAUUGUUGAGAUGGCAAGCGGCUGCAUCCAGUUUGGGUUCAUGUCCACUCCUGGUGCUUGCGCAGCUGACUUGCGUCUCGAGGUGUUAAAUGCAGUUGUACCGCGGGAGCCUGAUGCUGUCUGCGUCAUGGCUCCAUCAAAUAACCUUACGGCCAGCCGUCACCCAGAAGAAGCCGGAGAGGAAUUUGAGAGAUACCUCAAGGCUGUCUGUAGCUGUUGGCCGAAGGUUUUUUGUACCGGCUUCGUUCCUCGUUUGACCGAGUCCAGAGAGAAGCAGAACUUGUUUCAACAAGAAUUCCACCGCAGGUCGGCAAAGCUAGGGAUUCCGUAUUAUCCUCUUGCUGACUACUUCUCUCUGAACCGUCUUCAUCUGUGGUGCCGCGAUGGCAUCCACCUCAGUGAUGACCACGGAAUGCACAUCUUGAAGCAACUGAUUUGGGUGUUUUCCUAUCAGUUCAUGGAGUUGUCAGCACCACAGCCACUGGUGCAAAGUCAGGCAACUCCUCCGUAUAAACCAAGGUUUGUGCCCCGUGUGGUUGUGAAGGGAGAGGAGCGUUCUCGUCCUGCUUCUCCACUCCCUACUGAAUGGAUGCUUGUGAGAUCCGGCAGGAAGAGGAACCACUCGGGAGAAUCAGACUCUUUUUCUGGUUCACCCAAGAAAAGAGUGGUUCAUUGCCAGAGGGACCACACUCCUGUGGCCGUAGCGGAGUGUCCAAUCCCGUCCAAUCCUGUCCGUUUCUCACCCGCCAUCUUGGUUGCCAUGGAAACGGUUUCUCCAUCGGCCUUUCCAGCUGUUCACACAGACACCGAGACAAAGCCUGUGGAACAGUCAAAAAAACCAGCUGUCUCAAAGCCCAGGCGUGUGAGACAGAAGGUUUCAGCUGCAUCUCCUGUAACUCCUGCCAUAGAUGCGGAAUUUGUGCCGGCUGAAAACACUGUCGUACUCAAGCGACCCAGGGUGUGUUUGUCUGACGCGCGUUCUGCCUUUCCUCGUGUGGCGUCUGAGUGUCCUGGAGUGGGGGCUGCCUGUCCUUUGGAGGUUCCUGCUGGCCGGGAGACGCCUGAGGAGAUGGGUGAUUUACAGCGCGUGCAGACCUCACCCAAAGGUCAGGCUGUUAACCCCGUUCCUUGCAGGUGUUCAAAGGGGCCUCCAUCGUCUCUUGUUCCAGGGACAUUUUUGGAAAUUAAUCACUAG
Molecule: messenger RNA, 1537 nt
Organism: Poeciliopsis prolifica (blackstripe livebearer)
Lineage: Eukaryota; Metazoa; Chordata; Actinopteri; Cyprinodontiformes; Poeciliidae
Exons: 13
Coding region: 83-1537 (484 amino acids)
Source: RefSeq, a predicted model, not a curated record